Molecule: messenger RNA, 2915 nt
Organism: Mugil cephalus (flathead mullet)
Lineage: Eukaryota; Metazoa; Chordata; Actinopteri; Mugiliformes; Mugilidae
Gene: nr2e1
Product: nuclear receptor subfamily 2, group E, member 1
Exons: 9
Coding region: 593-1786 (397 amino acids)
Biological process (GO): negative regulation of transcription by RNA polymerase II; cell differentiation; anatomical structure development
Molecular function (GO): nuclear receptor activity; zinc ion binding; RNA polymerase II cis-regulatory region sequence-specific DNA binding
Source: RefSeq, a predicted model, not a curated record
UGCCUCACACGCCAGUGACGUCAGGCUGGAGUUUGGAGUAGAAAGCCAAGUGGAUGAAGGAAGUGGAGAUCUCCACCCUCCAGCCUCCCCCUGACACUUCUCAUAAAUAUUACCGAGGCUUAUUCGGGGAACUCGCACCACAAAGUCACAUCGUGUCCCGGUUUUAACAAGCUUUCGCCUGUCAGAAUAUUACAAAUCUUUGCCUUUUUUUGUUGUUGUUGUUUUGUUUUAAACACCGGGGUUGGCACCGGUCGCAUGCGCUCCAGGCACCGUUUUUUCCAACUCCAUGCGCUGCUUGUUGCGCCCCGAGCUGCUGGAGGGCUGCUGUCUCCGCUAACCGUUCGACGUCCCGGGUUUCCGACCCCGUUCGACGGAGCCUGCGUGUCGAAAGCGAAGAGCAUAUGAUACGAUGGACAAUCGCGUGUCUUAAUUUUGGAGGAGUAACUCUGACAAGUUGGGAGCGGGACUUUGAAGAAGCAGGAAAAGAAGCCGAUAAAGAAGCUGCGAUUUCACAAGUUUUAUUGUCUUUCUGUCGACGCGAAGAAAAGAAACAGAAUUUUUUAUUCAGACUGUUUAGAAAGAUCCAGGACCCAUGAUGAGCAAACCCACCGGCUCAACAAGUGGCUGUUUGGAUAUUCUCAAUGUCAAAUCAAGUCGGAUUUUGGACAUCCCAUGUAAAGUGUGCGGGGACCGGAGCUCUGGGAAACACUACGGUGUUUACGCUUGCGAUGGCUGCUCAGGAUUCUUCAAGAGGAGCAUCCGCAGAAACCGGACUUACGUCUGUAAAUCUGGCUCGCAGGGUGGCUGUCCCGUAGACAAAACUCACAGAAACCAGUGCCGAGCGUGCCGUUUGAAAAAGUGUCUGGAAGUGAACAUGAAUAAAGACGCCGUUCAGCACGAGAGGGGGCCCCGGACGUCCACCAUUCGCAAACAGGUCGCCUUGUAUUUCAGGGGCCAUAAAGAGGUGAACGGGUCCUCGACACAUUUCCCCGGAUCCUCACUGCCCGGGCCUCCCUUCUUCACCACCGUCACCCAGCUGGAGCCUCACAACUUGGAGAUGAGCACAGUGGCCUCCACGCCGGAAAGACAGGCCAUCGUGGGUCUGGCACAGCCCACCCCCAAGUAUCCCCAUGAGGUCAGUGGCACCCCCAUGUACCUGUACGAGGUGGCGACGGAGUCUGUGUGCGAGUCAGCGGCGCGCCUCCUGUUCAUGAGCAUCAAGUGGGCUAAAAGCGUGCCCGCUUUCUCCACCCUCCCUUUAUCUGAUCAGCUGAUUCUGUUGGAGGACGCUUGGAGGGAAUUAUUUGUACUGGGCAUCGCGCAGUGGGCCAUUCCCGUGGACUCCAACACUCUUCUUGCCGUUUCUGGGAUGAACACCGAAAACACGGAGUCUCAGCGGAUGAACAAGAUCAUGUCAGAGAUCCAAGCACUUCAGGAGGUGGUCACCAGAUUCAGACAGAUGCGUCUCGACGCGACAGAGUUCGCGUGUUUGAAAUGCAUCGUGACAUUCAAAGCCGUUCCUACACAUGGCAGCACCGAGUUAAGAAGUUUCCGCAACGCCAGCGCUAUCGCCGCACUACAAGAUGAAGCACAGCUGACUCUAAACAGUUAUAUACACACUAGGUACCCCACUCAGCCCUGUCGCUUCGGCAAGCUGCUCCUGCUCCUGCCGGCGCUCCGCUCCGUCGGCCCGUCCACCAUAGAGGAGGUGUUCUUCAAAAAGACCAUCGGCAACGUGCCCAUCACCAGGCUCCUCUCCGACAUGUACAAGUCCAGCGAUAUAUGAAACGCCGCCGUCUCAUCGUGGAAAAGACUCAGGCUGAUGAUGGCCCGUACAGAGACCCACCCAGCAGUCAACAGAAUGUCAAAUCAUAGCAGGUGUAGCUGUGGGCUGAAUAUUUUUGCUGAGCAGAGAAUAUCUUAGGCCGUCUUUACGUAGCCUAUUUAGGCUCAAUUCAAACAAAGACUGCAACACAGCCGGAUCACAAUUAGCCUAUUAACAGUUGCUCUAGUUAAGGAUUAGCAUGUGCCUACCAUUCAUUAUAGAACUGGCAGUGUGAUUUUGAAAACAGAAAUCUUUGGUGUGGGCAAAUAGACUCCACAUUGUUUAAACGGCGACACCGGAGAGCACCAACAAAGUACGCUUGACAAAGAAAUAAUGUAUAUUAAGAGUGUCUGUGAGACCAAUGAGCUUGACGACCAAUUCAAUCUUUUAUUGCCGUGUUCAAUCCCAAUGGAGGAAACCAAAAAGAAAAAGAAAAAGAAAAAAAAAAGGUGACGCAUGCGUAACGGUGGGAGGGGUGCGAGUCGCUGUUCCUCGAUCCGGUGCUGAAACCAAACGCACGGUGGCAACGACGAAGAGGUGCCCGCUCUACGAAGCACUGUGGAGGAAACAAGACUUUUUUUUUUUUUUUUUGCAUUGCCUCUUGACUGUAGAACUACAAUCAUCUGAAGACGGUGUUUGUAUUUAAGUGGCUACUGUCCUGUUUGUGUUGGUUUGUCCUGUUUCGGGCGCAACAUUUAAAAAAAAAAAAGAAGUUUUAUGGUCGACUUUGUGAAGUUAGACACUAACACUGGAUAAAAUAAUAUUCAGCACUUGGAAAUGUUCUUUUUUUGUGGCCUGUGAUGUUUUUAUUCUGCUGUAUAUAUGUGAAGUUAUAACUAUUUAGAGUUGUAACAAAGAGAAUAAAAGACACUGAUUUAAACUGCUUUGACAUACAGUAACCUGGAUAUAAAGUGUGAAGGACAUAUUCAAAAUAUUUCCCAGUGAUAUUUUAAAAAAUAAGGAUAUAAAACAUGCAAAAUGGUAAAUAAUGACGCAUGACUUGUUGAUUUAAUGCAGGAUUGUGAAUCCCUGCUACUCAGUGUGACUUGUUAGUGCUUUAUGGGGAAUAAAUUAUUGAUUGUUAAUUCUA